This is a messenger RNA of Rhineura floridana, 4101 nucleotides long. RefSeq names its product centrosomal protein 120 (gene CEP120). The record is from RefSeq and is a predicted model, not a curated record. The transcript has 20 exons. Bases 594 to 3578 code for a protein of 994 amino acids. Gene Ontology annotation, cellular component: centriole; centrosome. NCBI's taxonomy places the organism in Eukaryota, Metazoa, Chordata, Lepidosauria, Squamata, Rhineuridae. Gene Ontology annotation, biological process: positive regulation of centriole elongation; interkinetic nuclear migration; centrosome cycle.
UUGGUACAUAGGGAGUAAGAUUAGCAGUCGGCUCGUAAACGGAGAACACCAACAGCUGUUCGCACUGUAAUUUAGUCCUCCCUAUGCAAAGUCUUUAUCCUUUCCUAGAGAUCGUCCGCCAGAAGGGCGGAGCUUUUUGCUUUGUUUUCUUUGUUUCGUCUUUUCAAACCCUGCCCUCGAUGUACGACUGUGAAACCUCUUUUUCUCCCUCGCCACUCCCAUAGGUGGCGCUGCUGCACAUUCAUUUCACUCUUCUGUCGCGCAUCCCUCUGAGAACAAUGAAGCAGCAUCCGGAAGUGAAGUGAUAUUCCAGAAGCGCCGCUCUUUCUCCCACAGCCCUAGUCUCUGUGUCUAUGAGCUUCGCCUUAUGCCUUUUGGUUGCUAAGCGGUAGUUGUGGCGGCGGCUGGGUUGAAAGCAAACCUGAGGCGCCAAAGGGGACCAGGUCGGCGGGAUCAGGGAGGAGGGAUCUGUCCUCUGCCUUGGAUGUUGGGACCCGACGCAGCAAAGCAGCUUCGGCCUUUGCGAGCCGUCCUGCCUACUAGAGCAGAGCGUCCACCACACUUUGACUGAUAACCGCUGGCCCGCCUGGAAAAUGGGCACAAAAGCCGACCAACUUCUGAUUGUGGUUUCUAUCCUGGAAGGGCGGUAUUUUCCCAAACGUCCAAAGCAUAUGCUCGUGGUAGAAGCAAAGUUUGAUGGUGAAACUCUAGCUACAGACCCUGUUGAACAUACAGAUCAGCCUGAAUUUGCCACAGAAUUAGGUUGGGAACUUGACAGGAAAGCACUUCACCAACACAGAUUACAGCGUACACCUAUCAAGGUACAAUGCUUUGCUUUGGAUUCUUUGUCAUCUGCCAAAGAGUCUGUAGGUUACAUUGUACUAGAUUUAAGAGCUGCUCAAGAGAAGAAACAGCCACCAAAAUGGUAUCCGUUACUCAGCAAUAGAUACACAAAAUUUAAAUCUGAACUACAACUAAGUGUAAUGUUAGAAACUGAUACGAAAGCAUCCACAGAUGGCUUUAAAGCAAAGGAAGCACCUCCCAGAGAUGUGACAGUUCCUCUACAGCUACCUGGGUUGAGCCAAAAAAAUCUUGUAGCAGUGCUUAAUGAAGAGGAAGGAUAUCAUCAAAUUGGACCAGCAGAAUAUUGCAGAGACUACUUCGUUUUGUCUGUUACUGUUGCAUUUGCUACACAGUUAGAACAGCUAAUACCUACCACAAUGAAACUUCCAGAACGACAACCUGAGUUCUUCUUCUACUACUCACUUCUGGGUAAUGAUGUUACCAAUGAACCAUUCACUGACUUGAUAAAUCCAAACUUUGAGCCGGAGAGAGCAUCUGUUAAAAUACGUAGCAGCACUGAAGUUCUAAGAGCUUAUUUUUUGGCUCACUCAAAGUUGCAGAUCCAUCUUUGCUGUGGGGACCAGUCUCUUGGAAGCACUGAAAUACUCCUAACUGGGUUGCUGAAGAAAGGGAAUAUGGAUAUCGAUCAAUGCCCAGUAGUUGUUGAAGGAGCUCUCAUUCUUGUUCCACCUAACAGAGCCCGGCAAAAACUGCCACCAGUCCCUUUAGAUAUGGCACCCACAAUUGGAGUGUCUGUAUCUCUACAAAAAGACUGCAGAGUUUCUCAGGCAUUGUAUUAUUUUGUUCAGCCUAUAGUCAAAUUGGCUUCAAAGGCUGAGUCUGAAAAUGUGAAAAGGGCUUUGUCUCCCACACAUGGUCAAGAAAGAAGUCCAGAACAAAGUUGCCCUGAUGCCCUACCUGAUCCUGGCCAUUCUCCUCCCAUAAAAGAUGAUGCAACAGAAAGUGAAGUGGAAAGUCUUCAGCAUGACAAGAACCCAAAGGCACAGAAAAAAGCCUUGAAUGCCCGAGUACCUCCUCGCCAGACUCAUCAUGUCAGUACCUCUGAAUCUACUACAGGGCAAAAAAUUGCUGUUCCAGCAGCAUCCCAUCACUUCUGUUUCUCAAUAGACUUAAGAACUCUCCAUAAUCUGGAUGCUGGGUUUCCUGUCAACUGUAUGCUAAGGUACUCAUAUCCCUUCUUUGGUAGUGCUGCACCCAUUAUGACAAAUCCUCCUGUGGAAGUAAGAAAGAAUAUGGAAGUGUUUCUUCCCCAGUCAUAUUGUGCAUUUGAUUUUGCAACCAUGCCCCAUCAGCUUCAGGAUACCUUCUUCAGGUUACCAUUGCUGGUGGAGUUGUGGCACAAAGAUAAGACGACCAAAGACUCGCUUCUAGGAAUUGCAAGAUUGCAGCUUUCAAAUGUUUUGGCCAUGGAAAAAAUCCGUUUUCUAGGUGCUAAUGCGGAGCAGUGCUGGCGUCAGACCUUCAGUGAAACAAUCCCUGUUACAGCAGCACAAGGGCCAAGCAACAGAAUAGCAGAUCUUUCAUAUACAGUGACUCUAGAAGAUUAUGGGCUUGUGAAAAUGCAUGAGGUUGUGGUGUCUGAUUCUUCUCAGUGUUUAGGUGCUAACGUGCCACCACUGGUUCCUCCACCUCAGCCGCAUAAUGUCCCUGACGUCCAUCCAGAGCCACGAGAAACUCUAGAGUACAAAGCAGCACUUGAAUUGGAAAUGUGGAAAGAAGUACAAGAAGAUCUUUUUGAAAACCAGCUGAAGAAGAAGGAGCUGGCUCAUAUGCAAGCUCUUGCAGAAGAAUGGAGGAAACGGGACAGAGAAAGAGAAGCAUUGGUAAAGAAAAAAGUGGCUGAAUAUACAGUUUUGGAAGAAAAGCUUCAAAAAACGUUGACUGACUUAGAGAAGCGUGAAAAACAACUUGUCAGUGCUGAAACUGAGCUCCAAAGACUGAAGAAAGAGCUCCAAGCAGAGCAUGAACGAAACCGUCAGGAGCUUCAAGACGCAAUGCGGCGAGUAAAAGAAGAAUGUGUGCAUCAGGUUGAGCUGGAGAGGUCAAAGGUCAGACAACUGGAAGAGGACAAGAUCCGCCUACAGCAACAACUCUCUGAGGGGGAAAACAAGCAUAAGGCUCUGGAGAAAGAGUUUCAGCAAUACAAGGAACAGCAGAGCAGCAAACCAGAAAUCCGACUUCAAUCAGAAAUAAGUAUUCUAACUUUAGAGAAGGGGGACCUCGAAAGGAAAUUGGAAUCAGCCACUAAGGCAAAACUGCACUACAAGCAGCAAUGGGCACGAGCGCUGAAGGAACUAGCAAGGCUCAAGCAGCGUGAGCAAGAGAAUGCUAUGGCCCGCCUUAAAAAGCAGCAGCAAGAGCUUGAGCACAUGAGACUUCGGUAUCUGGCAGCAGAAAAGAAGGAGUUGGGGAAGGCACAGCGGCAAGAGCUGGAGGAUAUCAGAAAUGAACUGAACCGAUUAAAGCAAGAAGAAGACAAAAAGCAGUCACAAGAUUCUCAAGAGGUUUUGGGGCUACAGCAGCAAAAUUCUCACACACGGCAAGCAGAUGAGAGUUUAGAUGACUAUCUUGCACGUCUGAUAGAGGAGAGGGAUACCUUGUUGAGAACUGGUGUGUAUAACCACGAAGACCACAUUGUAAGUGAGCUUGAUCGCCAAAUCAGUGAGGUGCUCACUAAAAGAAGCAGAAGCAAGUACUCAAACAUGCAGAACUGAGCUUUUUGUUUUUGCAGUAAACCAGGGCCCAGGUCUAUGCAACAGCCCUGAUUCUGAAGGACUUCUGCACAUGCUCUAGUUUUGUCUUCCAAGACUUCCUGCAGUAUAAAAAUGGCACUGUUCUAAGGUCUUAAAGAGCGAAGAGCAUCAGUUGAAUUUUUAGACCAUUUUCAACUGUUUGUAUAUAUUUUGAAUAUUUAAUUUUUAUUGGUGAUUGAAUAUUUUGUGCCUCUUCCCCCCCAUUGCCUCAGCUUGUUUUAUUUAUAGAAGCUUUUAAAACUUAAGUUCUAUAGUUCUAAAUAGCAUUUUGAUAAUAUGUUUUAUAUUGCCUACUUUUUUAUAGAAGUAUAUCAAAAUGGCAUUUGAAUAAAAUUGGACAAGAAAAAGGCCUCCAAUUACAGUCAUUUUUCAGUUGAUCCUAUAGGUAGAUUCAUUGCACCAUGUCACCUUUGAGACUAAAAUAAUCUAUACUGUGAUGAACAUAAACUAACCACAAUAAUUGCUGUUCAUUUGGUAAAAUACU